This is a messenger RNA of Acanthopagrus latus (yellowfin seabream), 2413 nucleotides long. It is a transcript of the gene samsn1b, whose product is annotated as SAM domain, SH3 domain and nuclear localisation signals 1b. Gene Ontology annotation, molecular function: protein binding. The coding region runs from base 336 to 2177 and encodes 613 amino acids. The transcript has 15 exons. The record is from RefSeq and is a predicted model, not a curated record. NCBI's taxonomy places the organism in Eukaryota, Metazoa, Chordata, Actinopteri, Spariformes, Sparidae.
AGAUACCAGACCAUUAGACAAGGAGACGUGUUUGUCUCUCGCUGAUGUAUGGCUCUUCCUUGAUGUUGACCCAGUCGUCUCGCUGAUGACUGAUUCCAGACAAUUCCUCCUUGAUGAGCCUCAGGAUACAUUCAGUCUAAACUGAGCCAGUUGGAGGGCUCCACAGACAGCAUAUAUGAACCAGCCUACAGCCAAACACUCAAGGAAGUCCUACCCAAGUACCAGUGCAGCCCUGCUCUCCGGAGACGCAAGCCUGAAUGGGGCGGCUCAGAUCCAUCCAUCAAUUCUAUCCAAUCUCAGAGUUCAGCAAAAGCCAAAAGGAAUAACAGAAGGUCAUGUGUGCCAACAUCCCUCUUGGACGGCGAAACAUUAGAAAUGCGACAGCUCGUCCCAUGCCUCCUCCUCUUCCCCAUCUCGUCUUUCUUGCAGACAAAGACAUCAGUCACAGCUGCUGGACGUCAUUAGGUGACAAGAGGGACUUAUCUCAUCAAACAAAGGUCCAGAACAAAGAGAUGAGUAAAGCUCCCAGUCAGAGCAGCACGUUGACAAGAGAUGGCGGCGUGAAGGAGCUCAGAUGUGACAGGACGCAGACACAUGGACCGGCUCAGGGCGGCGAAACUGCAGCUGACACGGCAGAUUCAGCACCCAGCACAGGGAGACUAAAGAAGCUACAGAGUCUGGUGCAGACAAAGAAGGGACAUCAGAGUGGAGCUGGAAAAGGGAAGUGCACAUCGGAGAACGAUGAUCAUCUGGCAAACGUGUUGGGCAACAGCAAUCCGGUGCUGACCUGCAUCGGCCUGGGGACGAGAACGGAGAAGAAGCCCUCCAAACCCUCUCCGUCGCCGCAGCAGCAGCGGCAACAGGAGGCCAAAGACGUCCGUGGAGAUUCAGACGAGGAAGGAGUUUGGAGCCCGAAGCUUGGAAAUUACCUGUGGAGCCCGUUUGAGUGUCCCCAGCCCUGGUCUCCCUUUUACCACACCUGCCACCAACCUCGACCUGAGCUGUGGGCCCGUGGCACCUUGUCGCUGCCCCAGACGACGGCAUGGGAUCGCUUUGAGAGUUUGAUACAGGAACUGGACAGCAAACAGCCUGAUCUGUCCCCUCCGCAAACAAGCUGCUCUAUCACAAAUCUGCAGCUCGCAGACAAGAACUUGACCAGAUGUGACAGAUUUGACGUCUUCAGACAGCACUCGCCUUUAAUGAAACCGCGGGAUAACGACAGCUAUCUGCAAAGACAGGAGCAGAACGAUAACGCGGUGAAACUGAGGCUUCACAGGAGAGCGGUGGAGACCUCAUCACCGCAUCGUGACGGGAAGCUCGCCGAGGCCUCACCGGAGAAAACGCUGACAGUCAUCAGUAAUGGAAUCACACAGAAAGAAGAGGCAGAGAAAAGAGGCACAGGUGGUGGAAGACAGUUUACCAAAGGACAGAGGCGGUCCACUAACUCACUGGAAAGCCUCUACAGCCUCAACAGUGGACAGAGCUCCUCAAGUGGAGUCACCAGCGGGUCAGACUGCUCCAGCAACAGAGACAGUCUGAGGACGGAGGACGAUCUAUUGAACACGAGACUUUUCUGUGGCAGAGCCAGAGUCCAUACAGACUUUGUGCCAAGUCCGUACGACACAGAAUCCCUCAAACUCAAGGUAGGAGAUGUGAUCGACAUCAUGGCCAAACCCCCCAUGGGGAUAUGGAGAGGUAUGCUCAGAGGCAGGGUGGGAAACUUCAAGUUCAUUUAUGUGGAUUUGCUACCAGACUCACACGAGGAGACAGGAAUCCACCGAGUGAGACAGAGAUCGACAGUCCGGGAAGUGUUAAGGCGCCUCAGUUUGGAGGAGUAUUCCUCCUCUCUGCAGCGGAACGGUUACCAAACAGUGGAUGACUUGAUGAGGCUGAGGGAGCAUCACCUGACGCAGCUGAAUGUGACUGAUCCAGAGCACAGGCGUUGUCUGCUCGCCGCUGUCGACUCCCUGCAGCAACUGCGCUCUGAUAGUCAGUCGGAGAAUGGGGCCAAUCAGGAGGCCGAGACCCCCGGCGAGAACUUGAAGGCAGAUACGAACAACUGCCCGAGAGACUCCGGCUGCCACAUGCCGUCUGACAGCUCUGACAACAGCACAGAGGACGCGGACCCUCCCUUUAUCUCUGAACGCCCUCUACCAGCUGAGAUGACAGCUUCAUGAGGAUAAUCCAUUCUUUAUAAGGCCUGUUUUAUUCCGUAUGUGGCUGUCCAGAGGACUUGUGAAUCAAAAGCUGUUUUUUUUUUCUUCUUCUUCUUCUUUUUUUUUUUUUUUUUUUUUAUUUCUCGCAACAAGUGUUAUUUUUUAUUGUGUACAAUAAAAUACCCGCGCUGAGCCGCCGCCACGGCUAAUCCCCAGCUCCUCCGCUGGACUCUCGUCUAUAAAUUGUGCGAAUGUUC